Molecule: messenger RNA, 2160 nt
Organism: Caenorhabditis briggsae
Lineage: Eukaryota; Metazoa; Nematoda; Chromadorea; Rhabditida; Rhabditidae
Exons: 12
Coding region: 1-2160 (719 amino acids)
Biological process (GO): cell surface receptor protein tyrosine kinase signaling pathway; positive regulation of kinase activity; protein phosphorylation
Cellular component (GO): signaling receptor complex
Molecular function (GO): transmembrane receptor protein tyrosine kinase activity; ATP binding
Source: RefSeq, a predicted model, not a curated record
AUGCGAGUGCUCACAGUUCUCCUUCUUCUUUUAUUACCACCUCUAACCUUUCAAAUCCUCGAAAAUCCUGUUAUCUCGCCAGCUCAACUAUUUUGUCCUACUGUAGGAACAAAUGCAUAUGCACUGGUUACAGUAUGUUCAAAUACGACAAAAGUGGAAUUCGUACAAUUACUGCAAGCCUAUGCAAAGUUUAUGCCUAUGAAUUCGAGCCAACAAAUUAAAUACGAUUUUUAUUUUGGAUCAAAUUAUUCCACAAUCAUCACAACUACAGAUUUAACUCAAGAAGUUGAUGAUUGGGUGAACGACACCAAUUACAUGAAUUUGCUCUAUGCUAGCUCAAAAACAGAUUCUGAAACCCCUGAAUUGGUUGGAAUAGCAAAGUCAAUACUAGACAAUGUGGCCAAAGAUAAUCAACUCGAUUCUACAGUAUACCUCAAAAAGCAAGUUGUUCUUUUAACCAAUUAUGUUCCAUACAAUGUUACUGAUGUAUUCAACAAUAAUACCAAUGAGAACACUCAACGUCUGGGUCUUUCCCUAGAUCUCGACCUCAGUCCUCUUGACAAAGCAGCAGAAUUUCCGGUUUUCAGAAUAGAUGAUGAUCGAGAUGUGGCAAGCAUCAGAGCUAUAUUUCAGGAAACUAGAGAUUUUGAAUUCCCCGCAAUCGUUCACGAAGACAAACCUCAAUCUGAUAUCUAUGUAUUCAUGACAUCUGCCAACAUGUCCCAAUUAAUGAAUGUAAUUGAAACUGCAAUUAAUGGUCCGACCUGCCAAAUGGCUUUAACUAAAAUGUACUCUUCUUUCAUACACACUCAACUUGUCAAGACUCAUGUUCGUAUCGUAAUGAACGAAGAAUUGAAUGAUGUUUAUGAAGAUUUCACACUUCCAUUGGUCAAUCUUGGAUUUCUGGAUAAGACCAUUGACAAUCAAGUAAUCAAGAAUAAUAUGUUCUAUCUUCAAAACUAUUCCACAUCUUGUGCAGAUGAGAUUCCUAUGGUUCCUCUCGAAUCCGCCCGCCCAUGGCACCGCCCAAAAUACCUUUCCAUUGCUUUAGAUGAUAUGCUUACCAUAUUCAUUUGUGCAACGAUAUCAGUUAGCACAUUUGGCAUUCUUAUUUAUCGUUACGUCAGUCGAAAACACCGUCAACAAGUGGAGUUGCUGACUGAACUCAUGUUGCAGCCAAGAAUUUACAAAGCUCCCAAAGAGUGCCCAAAAGUUGCCCGAUUACCAUGGGAAAUAAAAUCGGAAAACGUCCACAUUGAUACGGAAUUCCUUCUUGGAGAAGGUACAAUAUCUAAUGUCUACCUAGGAAAACUAAAAGGCAAAUCUCCAAUAAUGCAAUGGAUCGACAGAGUAGAAAUGAAGCAAUAUCAGGAUUGUGCAGUGGCUGUUAGAGUCCCACGACAUUUCGAUGAACCCGAAGAGGAUCAACUCCAACGAGAAAUUGCCUCAAUGCGUCAAUUAAGACAUCAUGAUCACAUUGCACUUCUUCUGGGAUGGACCAAUAAAAACGAUUUAGUUUGCUCAUUGCUCGAGUUGACACAUAUGAACCUGAUAAAAUAUCUGUCUCAAAUAAAAGAAACAGCUGAGCAGAACAAUCCAUCCGGUUUCACACCAAUGAGUCGUAUUCCAUUCCAAGUUCUGUACAAAAUCAUAUUUGAAAUUUGUGAUGGAAUUGAAUAUAUUCAUUCGAGAAAUCUUUUACAUCGAGAUUUAACUGCGAGGAACGUUCUUCUGACCACAGGACUAAGAGCCAAAAUCUCUGGUUUUGGAUUUUGUUCUGAACCGGAUGACCCAAAAUUUGCUGCCAAUACAGUAGCCCUUCGAUUCCUCCCAGUCAGAUGGCUAGCUCCAGAAUGUUUCAUCGGCAAGUUUGGUAUCAAAAGUGACAGCUGGUCCUUUGGAGUGCUCUUAUAUGAGAUCUUUUCACUAGGCGAGCAACCUUAUGAGGAUUUGAAUCGUCCGGAAGAAAUAAUUGAAAGCAUUCGAAAAGGAAGAAUUCCAGCUCAUCCGAAAUAUUGCUCCAAGCAGACAUACAAAAUAAUGCAAAGUUGCUAUCAAUCGUUUGUCUCUCGAAGACCGAAUUUCACUCAACUGAAGAAUGCAUUCCACGUUCAAUCUACUAACUAUUAUAACAAUCCAGCUUUUGAGCCAGAUUAUUAG